AAUAAAAAAAAAUAUAUGCACAGCAAGGUUAAAAAAGGAUUAACUUUCUCGUUACUAACAAAAAAUUUUUCUCCACUAACUCAUUAACCUUUACUUAAUUGAAUAAAAACGUCUAUGUAUCAAGGCAUUUAUGGCUUUUGCAAAUGCAUGCUUACAUGCCUGCCUAUCUAUGUAUUGCUCGUAAUAUCGUUGUAAAGUGUUCUGUAGAGCAUUGUACGUUAUGUUCGAAUUCGUUGUUAGACAAAGACAAAAAAGUAAAAAAAAGGUCCUUUACGUUCAUGUUCAACGUGGUUUUACCUACUUGUUUGUUGUUGUAGUGUGUAAUAAUAUUUUCACUCUUUUCGCGUCUUUAACUCUUUCCUCUCCUGCCUGUGUAUUGAAAAAAAAAAAAAGUUUUAGUUUCAACUGUAGUUGCUCUCUUUUUUAUGAAAGUAAGAUAUUUACUUAUGCGAGCAAGCAUACGCACGUUGAAAAUUUCCUUAAAAAGUUUGCUUCAGAGGCUCAACGAUAUGUGAAAUAUAUUUGGCUCUUGUCUUCAUGUACACAGAAAUGUUGAAGAAAACAAAAGCAUAUCAUCAUUAUAUAGUCAAAGCAAAGUUUUCAAUAAGCAAAAUAAAAAAUAAAAAAAUUAAAGGAAACCUAAAUGAACCCAAACUGUCAUCAGAAAAUGUUUAAAAAUUAAUUAAACACAUGAGUGCUUCUCGUAAAGUUAUUGAAUUCAGUUAACCAAUAGCAAUACAAAGAAAAAUUCAGCAAUUGUUGUAAUACUUUUUGCCGCAUAACAACGGCACCAGCAGCACCGGCAACAGCAGCAACAACUACAGCUCCAACAAACGACAUAAUGCUUGGCUGUAUUUAUCAAUUAUGGGAUUGGCUAGAGGCACCACCGCUAUUUACAGCGGCCAAUAUGGACGCCAAAAAACUCCACCAAUUGCAGCAAUCGCAAAAUGUACAAAAGAAAUUACCGUUGGCUUACCAAACCAACAUUGCCGAUUAUCGCACAGCCACCCAUUCACCAGUCUUCCAACAGCAACAGCAAUUGAACUAUCACAUGUCACAUGUGCCAUCGGGAUCCUCAAAUACGGCUGCACUUACUGCGCAGUAUCAGCAAAGUCCGACAACCACAUCUUCCAGUGGACCGCUGUCACCUAUUGACAUCCAACCGCAGGCGAAUAAACUUUUGUUGAAGCAUCAGGUGACAAGUGGAAGCGGUGGUAACACAUCAAGUAGCGCUCAUAGUUCACCUUAUCAUCAGCCAUCUACUUCGUCCGGUUAUCCCACAAGUAGCGGUGGCACAGCUGGCAACUCCGAGCAAUUAUAUCAAUCGCCCACUGAAAGAACGUAUCUAGCAGCUGCUGGGAGACUGCAGGCAUCCCAUAAUCCUGCCACGACACUUCAACAACAAUACCAACAAUUACAGCAAGCUAAACUUCAAGCCCAGCUACAGACCCAAAACGAAGCAAUACAGCAUCAACACCGCACUUUCGCUUUACGGCAAGCUAUGAAUCCACCCGUGCCCCAGGGCCAUUAUCAUGCGAGUCAAUCUUCAAGCAUGGUCUCCUCCGUGCCACAGCAAUCUGUUGUUCAGCAACAAAUGGCAUCUCAACAGCAACAAAGAGCUCCUCCUUCUUCUCUAACUUUAAGCAAUCAAUUUCAGCCAGCUUCAGGACCUUUAAAAGUUAACCAACAACAACAAGCACAACAUUCUGUCAUUGGUCCACAAGGCCAGCAACACUUCCACCAUCACCCACAGCAGCAAGUGCAUAGAUCGCAAGAACAAAUCUAUGGUCAGCAUCAACACCAACAAUUGCAGAUGCAGCUGCAUCAUCAGCAGCAAUUACAUCAACAGCAACAGCAUCAGCAACAACACUACCAUCCUCUGCAACAAAGAUCCAAAUCAGAUUUGCAAACACCAAGCGGUGGGAAUGAUCAAAGCCCUGUGUAUAUACAACAAAAUCACCCCGGCCAUGUAGUUAAUCAAGCUUGUCAAACACAAAUAUCUGCGGUAGUGAAAACAAGUCAAACAACGCAAAACACAAAAACUCCAAGUUCUGAAGAUUCGUCCUCAGCGUCAGCUAAGAGCCCUACGCAUCAUCCAGUAGAUCGAAAGAAAUCGUCGGGUGGAUCAAAUUCCUCAAAUACACAAGCUCUAAAAAGUCCUCUUACAAAGCGUCCACCAUCCUCACCGGUCACAAUAUCCGGCUGGCUUUACAAGCAGGGAUCGGACGGUUUAAAAGUUUGGCGCAAACGUUGGUUCGUUUUAGCCGAAUACUGUUUGUAUUACUAUAAGGGGCCCGAAGAAGAAAAACUUCUUGGUUCAAUACUUUUACCUUCGUAUAAGGUAUCCGCCUGCCUGCCAGAAGAUAAAAUUUAUCGCAAAUACGCUUUCAAAUGCGAACAUCAAAAUAUGCGCACUUAUUGGUUGGCAGCUGAAAAUCCUGAAUCAAUGGUACAAUGGGUGCGCGCUUUAAGUGCUGCUGCAAUGAUGCAAGCAUCCGCUAGCGGGGGAGAAUCUUCGGAGCAACCAAGUGUAUCGUCAUCAUCGGCUAAUCAAAGUGGCGAAAAUUCAGAUUCGGGUAUACACACUUUGCAAUCGCAACAAAGCAAGCUGUCUAGCCAAGGACAAGUAACGCCUGCUUCAGAUAGCGGCAAAAAUCAAGCAACUAACGGUAAUAGUGGCGGUGGUGGGGGUGUUCAACCUUUAUACGCUAAUGCGCCUCCCAAGCCUAGACGAAUUACCGAUGGCGGUUAUUCUUCACCUAGUCCUGAACAUUCUAUAGACAACGAGCGACGAGCCCAUCAACAGCAACAGCAACAGCAACAUCAACAUCAACACCAAUUCCAGCCAUCAGCAACUAGUCGUCGUAGUGGCAUUAUGUCGCCCACCCUGCAACAAAUGCAGCAACAACAACAGCAGCAGCAAUAUGCUCAUACUCAUAGCGGUCAGAGUCGACCUCAACAUCAUGCCAUCUAUGAUACGCGUACUGGUAAUGUCUCAUCUGCACUAAGAGUACAGCAACCGCCAACACAACAGUAUCAACAACAGCAACAAUCCGUUUAUAAUAUCGACCAUCUAGAAACUCAAUAUCAACAACAAAUGUCGCUGAUGAACGAUGAAAACUCAAAAACUUCCCCCGGUAGUUAUAUGGAUGCUCAGAUGGAAGCACAAAUUAUGCAGUUGCAACAGCAACGCGCUGCCAUAGGCGAUGACAUAUAUGGUGAACGUGAACUGUAUAUGCAAAGAUUAAUACAGCAACGUUACCCGGCUCAGGCACCCAAUUACGGAACAAACAAUGCGGAGCGUCGUACACCCGAUGCCUAUGGCCGAUCAAAAAAUCGUAUCUUUUCGGAUUAUGAAGACAUCUAUAAUUUCACGCAGCCGGGAAAUGUUGGCGCGACAAAUGUGAUGUCCGCUCAGGAAGCUCUAAUACAAGAGGCAGCAAGCUACCGUCGUCCCCUAUCACCACCCACUUACGAUGGCCAUAAACAUGUACCUUCCAUUCCAUCACUCUAUGCAACCAAUCAUUUAGAGCACUCGUCUACGCAAAAUGUCAUCGGUAGCAAUAGUAAUUUGCGCGCUCGUCCCGCUGCUGCCAUUAUUCGACCGCAUUCGGCCGAUUUUCUAGAAUAUGAAGCUCGCAAUGAUAUAGCAACGACCGAUGCAUUACCUACACCAGCAACGACUUCUCACCUAACUCAUAUGGUCAAACCGGAUCCAGUUCGAGCACCUCGACCCAAAUCCAGCUUAGAUAUUAAUCGUACUCCAGACAGUUUUUACUACUCCGAAGAGAAUUAUGCCGAGAAAAUGCGUAAAAGCGCUCUUUACCUUCAACAUCCUCAGGGACAAACAACUUUGGCUCAACCGCAACAAGCCGGGUCAUAUCGAACUGCCACCGGAUCCUCAGAUUUCUUAGCUGCACCUCAUAACGGUCUCAAUACCAUUGGCUAUGAAAAUCCUUACGAACGAGCCUAUAAACGCAAUGAGUUAAUGCAAGACGCGUUAAUUAAUCAAACCGGUCAUACAAGUAUACCGCGUAUGAGUAGAUCACAAAUGAUCGGUGCAGGUUCUCAUGUACGCUCGUCUUCAACCCAUCCCCACACGCCGCAAUCACCGACCAUACAGCAAUCAAAUUUACUAACAGCUGGCCUCACCACCCAACAAAUUAUACAACAAAACGAGCAAUUUUUACGCUCAGCUAGUGCUCGCUUACCGAAAAGAACGGGAACAUUUGAUGAUGAACCCAAUUCUCCACCGCCUCCAGCAGACGCUUCACCGCCUCCCGUUGUGGGUACUAACAAUAACGCGCCUGCUUCCCAUUUAGAUGGUGAACGCAAACGUGAAGAAUCGAUGAAACGUCUGCUGGAAUGGAAACAACGUAUGCUUCAAUCGCCAUUGACACGGAAAGGUGCUCAAGCUCAUAGUACUGCUCUGAAUAGUAACAAUGAUAACAGUAACGGCAAAAAUAAUGUAACAAAUGCUUCAAAGUUAGGUAGUAAUCCUAAUAUCCUGUUGUCCUCAACUACGGUAGCUAGCGGUGCCCAUUAUCCUAUCAAGAAGACAAACAGUAAUGCGAAUAAUGUGAAUGUUGGCUUACAGCGUAGCCGUUCCGAAACGCAUGCCAAUUCCGGUCACGGUACGGGAUACAAUUCGUACUCAUCAGAUGAUGAAGCUUCCAUAUCGAUACGCAAUGUGCGCAAUUUGCCCAGAAGCAAUUUAACAGUGAAACCCGAUGCCACAGACGCGCAACUUCAGCACCAUCAGCAACAUCAACAGCAGCAGCUUCAACAGCCGCAACAACAAUACAAUAAUUACGAUCAAAUGCAAAAAUUAACCAACACUUACUACGGAACAGCUCACGACACAAAAUAUGCCAAAGCCACUACCCUGACGGAUCGUAAUGCACGCAGUAUAGGAGGCAAUAGUAGUAGUCGAGGCGUCGGUGGCGUUGGCGUUGGCGGUGGCGGUGGCGAUGGUAAAAAUGGUGGUGGCAGUGGCAUAGCACUAACAAAUGGCAUAUAUGCCACCACUUCAACUCCUUCACAUCCCAGCAAUGAUGGUUUAGAUAUGGGAGAAUAUUUCGUUAGCGGUGUAGGCGGUAACGGCAGCAAUCAUAAUAUAUACGGUAUGCAUAAUGGCUAUCAGUCAAUCGCAGCGACGCAACAGCACCAACAUUUGUCGCAUUCAUUGAGACGUGCCGGCAGUCGUGCCGAAAUCGAUAUGUUGGAACGUGAGACCAGCACACAAAUAAGGAAUUUAGAAGUUUCUGCAGGUGAUUUACUGAGUCGCACUCAUGAGGAAUUGGUUUUAUUGUUAAUACAAUUGCGUCGUCAAAACAGUAAUACCGCUCGAAAUAUAGAACAAUGCUGUUCGGAUAUACAUGACGUACAGGUUAACAACUUGGAGUUUUAUGGAUUGCAAUUAACUAUUGGUUAUGGUAUUAAGAAUCGUUUACGUGGCGCUGAUGGUCUUAGCAGAGCGGAAAGUAUACAACGUUUAGAUUACUUGAAACAACAUUUACUCGACUUGGAGAGGCAAUAUGAGAAAAGUAAACCUUUGGUAAAUCUAGUAGAUAACAUGGUUAAGCUGGGUUCACUCUAUCGUAACGACGCCCAGCAACAACGUACACAACAAACGAACCAACGUACCGAGGCUGCAGCGCUUGAUCGUUUAGAAUUCAAUCAUAGAAUCCAAGAGAGGCGUAUGCUUCAAGAAGAACAAAAACAGUGGAAUCGUUUAAGUCCCAAUCACACAGAAUUACAGAGUAAAGUCCAUCAAUUAUAUCAAUUGGAUCAGUUGCUGCAGGAAGAAUCGGGUACUUUGCAGAAUUUACAACGCGAUAAAGAAGAUCUGGAAAGAGCUUUAGGAGGUCUAAGGGCCCGAAUACAAGAUACUAAUGGACCACCUUUGGCUUUGGAAGCGGCCAAAAAGCAACAACAUAUGUUAGAACGCGAACUUUCACGGGUUCAUCAAUUAUUGGCCGAUAAUUCAAAGGUAGCCGAGAAACUGGAGCAAACUGUGGCAGGUAAUGCUCGUUUAGAGCAAGAGUUAUUGAUUCUAAGACAAAAGCUUCAAUCUACUCGUGGAAGUCAAACGGCUUUGGCUAUCUCGGAUACCUAUGCCAGUAAUACUACGGCUAUGCUUGAAUCUGAAUUGAAAAGAGUUCAGACUUUGGUGGGCGAUAUGCAAAGGCAACGGCAAGAAUUGAGUUCAGCUGUACGACAAUUAACCGAAAAUUCGAAUAGGUUGUAUCAGGAAAUCGGCAAUAAGGAACAAGACGGAUUGAGGGUAAAUGAAAGUUCCAGUAAUAACGGUAGUAUUAAGAAAAGAGGUAAUACUGGUUGUUGGAUUGAAACCGAUUUGGAUUCCAUGAUAAGUGUUAAUCGUACUUUAAGUGAUUCCACGAUGAACCUAUCACAGCCACUCUAUGUGGACACGAGUACAGUUGGCACAAGUAAAUUAAGUGAUUUUAGCGGAAGUGAAGAUGUUAUUAAUGAAGCAACUAGAAGAAGUCAUAACUCCAACAGCAGUCAUUUAUACCGUUACAACGAUUUGAGCGAUAACUUAGAGACCAGCGGUGUAGAUAGUGAUGGUUUUUUAGAUACGAACCCCUUUGCGAAUCUCACAAAUCAAGAAAAGCAAGAAAUCAAAACUGUACGCAUUGUUAAACGAGAAUCUGAGCGUCGACAUAGAGAUCGCAAUGAGAGAACGAGCUUAACUAGUUCCAUACAAAAUCUCGAUCAGGUAUUAGAGGAAGAACACUACGGUCAUAUGAAUGGAGCACUCGGAGGUAUUAAUGUCGGCCUUAAUAGCAAUGAUGACAGUUCGCAGCAUCAAAGCAUUGAGCGUUCCAAGUCUUUGCCUAGAGCUUAUAAUAAUGAAACAACAGUAAUAAAGUCUUCCAAACAUCAUCAUCACCAUCAACAUCGUCAUAAGCACAACAAUUCCAUUUACAAUGACUAUAAUUAUGGUCCGGGUCAGAACAAUCAAAGCUACGAUAAAAAUAGCAAUUAUUCUCAUAACCGUAACGGCCAACAACAAGCCCUCACGAAUGGUCACAUAGUACCACCCAGAGAACACUUAAACCCUUUGGCGAAUGCUUAUUUUGCUAAGCAAUUACAAGAGAAACAAAAACAACAACAGCAACAACAACAGCAUUCGCAACCUUACACGAGUUACGCACGCGAAAAUUUUCAUUCCGAGUUGCGUCGUAAAACCGAAUCGGUACAAAGUUUAAAUAAAAGUCUCACAGAUCUGACGCCCUUUCAAAGCGAGGCAGCCAAGCAAAUAUUAAGCGAAAUGUCGGGAUCAGCCUCCGAAGAUACGGAAAAAGUGGUGGAAAAAAUACCAUCGCAGCAUAAACACCGCCGUGCUGUGCCUAGAGAAAAACGUCGUCACUAUACGGCCCCCAAUAAUGUGAUAAACGUCAAGGGUCUGGAGACCACUCAAACCGAAAACGAUAUGAAUCGAAACAAUACCAAUUGGCGGGCACGUGAUGAUCUUGAUAUGGAAGUGGCGCUGCGACCCCGCUUAAAUGCACCGGACGUCGUACGUUCAGCAUUGGGCCGCGGUGAGAAAAUCUCUGAGAAUACUAUAGAUAAUUUGUUGUUAGCACCAAAUAAAAUUGUUAUACCCGAACGUUAUAUACCUGAAAACACUCCUGAGCUGUCGCCGGAAGAGAAGAAACGACGUCAAGAGAAAGUAGAGUCCAUUAAGAAAAUGCUGGCUGACGCACCUAUUAGUACCGCAAAUGAAACGACGGCUACUCUACCUCCCAGCAAAUUGAACGAAGAGAAAAAACAGCGUGAACAUCUUUUACAACUGAAUCAAAUAUUGGCUCAACAAGUCAUGCAAAUGAGCAAAAUUGUAGCGGGUAAUCCCCCUAGUCAAACUAAUCCUAAAUAAUUAGGACUCGUAAAUAACCAUAAUACACAUCUAUUUAGCAUAUUCGCUCCAAUCCAAUCCACAAUUUAUCUAGAGUUUGCUGCAAAAUAUUAGUGAAAAUAAAUUGAAAAACAACAACAACAACUACAACAACACUUUGACUGAAACAAAAAAAAAAUAAAUAAAUAAACAAACAAACAAAAAGAAAGAAAGGAAAUUCAAAAAAAAGAAAACACAAACAAAACAAAUCAUUACAAUAGAAAAUAACCAUGUACCUUCGUUCGAUUUUCUCCUGCUCCUCCUCCAUCCAUUUCUUAUCCACAAUUUUCUUUGUUCAAUUAAGGCGGGCAAAAUUAAAAAAAAAAAAAAUUCUCCCUAACCAUUAAACAAAAUUAAGCACGCAACGCAUGUUUACAUAAACCGAACAUCAUAAUAAAAAAAAAAAAAAAAAAAAAAAAAAAAAAAAAAAA
Messenger RNA from Glossina fuscipes, 8352 nucleotides. RefSeq lists its product as uncharacterized. NCBI's taxonomy places the organism in Eukaryota, Metazoa, Arthropoda, Insecta, Diptera, Glossinidae. The record is from RefSeq and is a predicted model, not a curated record. The coding region runs from base 842 to 7903 and encodes 2353 amino acids. The transcript has 13 exons.